AGUUUGUCGGGACUGAUUUGUGGUCGGCAGGCGUGUUUUCUGUCCACUUGGUUUGUUGUUGUUGUGGUCGGAGGAGUUUUCUCGGGCUGGCUGCUCAUCCUGGCCUGUUGUAAGGGUUUUGGUCCUUAUGAGGCCACAGUCUUGCAGAUGAGCCAUCAUUGGGGGCUGUCGUGUCGCAGACCCAGAUAGUGACUGGUGGUUGCGGCCCCGCCCCCUCCCAGCAUGCCCAACGCUGCUCGUGCAGGGAGUCUGAAGGACCCCGAGAUCGCAGAUCUCUUUUAUAAAGAUGACCCUGAAAAACUCUUCUCAGACCUGAGAGAGAUCGGUCAUGGCAGCUUCGGCGCAGUAUACUUUGCACGGGAUUUGCGGACCUCAGAGGUGGUGGCCAUCAAGAAAAUGUCAUAUAGUGGAAAACAGUCCAAUGAGAAAUGGCAGGAUAUAAUAAAGGAGGUGAAAUUCCUUCAGAGGAUAAAGCACCCAAACAGCAUAGAGUAUAAAGGAUGCUACCUGCGAGAGCACACAGCAUGGCUGGUUAUGGAGUACUGUCUGGGGUCUGCCUCAGAUCUCCUCGAGGUACACAAAAAACCUUUACAAGAGAUGGAAAUAGCAGCGAUUACUCAUGGUGCUUUGCAGGGGUUGGCGUAUCUUCACUCCCACAACAUGAUUCACAGGGAUAUUAAGGCCGGGAACAUCCUGCUCACAGAGCCUGGACAGGUGAAGUUGGCAGAUUUCGGUUCUGCUUCAAUCGCCGCACCUGCUAAUUCAUUUGUGGGGACUCCUUAUUGGAUGGCCCCAGAGGUGAUCCUGGCCAUGGAUGAGGGUCAGUAUGAGGGAAAGGUUGACAUCUGGUCUCUAGGAAUAACCUGUAUUGAAUUAGCUGAAAGGAAACCUCCGCUCUUCAACAUGAAUGCAAUGAGUGCCUUAUACCACAUCGCGCAGAAUGAGAGUCCAACCCUGCAGUCCAGUGAAUGGACGGACUACUUCAGAAACUUCGUGGACUCCUGCUUACAGAAGUUGCCCCAAGAUAGACCCAACUCUGAAGAACUGCUGAAACAUGCCUUUGUCCAGCGUGAGCGGCCGGAGUCGGUGCUUAUUGACCUGAUUCAGCGCACCAAAGAUGCUGUGAGAGAGCUGGACAACCUGCAGUACCGCAAGAUGAAAAAGAUCCUCUUUCAGGAGGCGCACAAUGGCCCUGCGGUAGAGGUCCCAGAUGACGAGGAGGAAGUGGAGCACAUUGCUGGCCGCACGGGCACAGUGAACAGUGUGGGCAGUAACCAGUCCAUCCCUAGCAUGUCCAUCAGUGCGAGCUCACAGAGCAGCUCGGUUAACAGCCUGCCUGAUGCCACAGACGCCACCGAUGAUAACAAGAGCGAGGUGGACCUGAUGGAGAAAGACCAAACCAUUAUACCCAACAUCUCCAUUAUUCACGUCAAACCGGAGGAAGAGAGAUACCAGGAAGAAACUGAGGCUCAGAAACAGCCCACAGAGCCCCAGUCUCCCCCAGCACAGACACCACGGCGUCAGUACCGGAAUCGAGAGCACUUUGCCACCAUCCGCACAGCCUCCCUGGUGACGCGUCAGAUUCAAGAACAUGAGCAGGACUCUGAGGUGCGCGAGCAGAUGUCUGGCUACAAACGAAUGCGCAGACAGCAUCAGAAACACCUUCUGGCCCUUGAGAACAAGCUGAAGGGCGAGAUGGACGAGCACAGACUCAAGCUAGACAAAGAGCUGGAGAACCAGAGGAGCAGCUUUGCUGCCGAGAUGGACAAACUCAUCAAGAAGCACCAAUGCACCAUGGAGAAAGAUGCCAAGACUUUUGCCAACGAUGAAAAGAAAUUCCUGCAGCACAUUCAGAGCCAGCAGAAGAAGGAGCUCAACAGCUUCCUGGAGUCUCAGAAACGCGAGUACAAGCUGCGCAAGGAACAACUCAAAGAGGAGCUUAAUGAGAACCAGUCCACACCAAAGAAGGAGAAGCAGGAGUGGCUGUCCAAGCAGAAGGAGAAUAUCCAGCACUUCCAGGCAGAGGAGGAGGCCAACCUACUCCGCCGUCAGCGGCAGUAUCUGGAGCUUGAGUGCCGCAGGUUCAAACGGCGAAUUCUCAUUGCACGUCACAACGUGGAGCAAGAUCUCAUGAGAGAGGAGCUGAAUAAGCGUCAAACACAGAGGGAUCUAGAGCACGCCAUGCUGCUUCGACACCAUGAGUCUAUGCAGGAGCUGGAGUUCAGACACCUGAGCAACAUUCAGAAGAUGCGUGCAGAGCAGAUCCGCCUGCAGCACCAGACAGAGCUCACCAACCAGCUGGAAUACAACAAGCGCAGGGAGAGGGAGCUCAGACGCAAACACGUCAUGGAGGUCCGACAGCAGCCCAAGAGCCUCAAGUCCAAAGAGCUCCAGAUAAAGAAACAGUUCCAGGAUGCAUGUAAAACCCAGACCCGGCAGUACAAAGCCCUGCGAAACCAACUGCUGGAAAGCAUCCCAAAACCUGAACACAAGACCAUGCUGAAACGACUGAAGGAAGAGCAAACCAGGAAACUAGCCAUCCUCGCGGAACAGUACGACCACACCAUCAACAACAUGCUCUCCACACAAGCUUUGCGUCUAGACGAGGCGCAGGAGGCGGAGUGUCAGGUGCUGCGGAUGCAGCUGCAGCAGGAGCUGGAGUUGUUGAAUGCAUAUCAGAGUAAGAUCAAGAUGCAGACAGACGCCCAGCAGGAGCGAGAGAGAAAGGAACUGGAGCAGAGAGUGUCCCUCCGGAGAGCCCUACUUGAGACUAAGAUUGAAGAGGAGAUGUUGACCUUACAGAACGAGCGCACAGAGCGGAUCCGUAGCCUACUGGAGCGCCAGGCCAGAGAAAUUGAGGCCUUCGACUCCGAGAGCAUGCGCUUAGGAUUUAGCAACAUGGUGUUGGCUAACAUCUCUCCUGAGGGCCUCAGCCACAGCUUCCCUGGGGCCCCGGGCAGUUGGAUCCCCCAUCAGCAUCACUCGGAUGGCUCUCAGGGGAAACAGUGGGGCAGCAGCACUGGUUCAGGAGCGAGCCACCACUACCACUCCAGUCCGGGAGGAGCACAGGGCCAGCAGGGCUGGGGCCAAGCCAUCCCAGGAGGUGGGCUUCCACCGUGGACCCACUCCUCCUCGGGCCCCCAAGGGGCCAUGCCAAAAAGCAGCGUGGGGAUGCGGAACAGCCCUCAGGCUCUUAGGAGGACCACCUCAGUGGGGCGCACGGAGCAGGGCAUGAGUAGGAGCACCAGCAUCACAUCUCAGAUAUCCAACGGCUCGCACCUGUCCUAUACAUAGACACCAGUGCGUUUGUGCCAACCCUGCACACACAAACACACACAGGGUAGGGGAACGCACUGGUCCACACUAAAGACUGGCACAGAGAGCAGAGUUAACUGCACUCAUCUACCCAUCUCCCUCAGUCCCUCUUUUCUUUUCUUUUCUUUCGCUUUCACAUUUCAUUUUCCUACAUGCAGACAUGCUUGUAAAAGAUAGUAAAUACCACUCAGGUCAAAAGACAUUCUAACUUUGCAUUAAGCUUGUUUGAAAGUCAUGCAGAGCUAGAGUCAAAAACACUAGUCUGAUUUAAAGCUCACUCGAUGAGAUUCAUUUAAUGCUAAAUGUUAUUGAGAAAGAUAUAUAUAUAUAAAAAUAGAUGUUUAUUAAUUUAGCUUUAUUCCACUUAACGUGUGGAUUCAUAAGCCAAAAGGAUGUUAAAAGGAGAUGUUGGCCAUAAUUCUUAAGAUAUGCAUAGAAAUCCGUAAUGAUCGUUUAAGUAAACUAUCUAAGCUGUCAGCCUGCUGUCAUGCUCUUAGGAAAAACUAUUUGGAUUUUAAUAAAAUAAAGAAAUUGAGCUGGAUUGAGUGUGUGCAGUAUAUGUGAUGUCUGAGUUGGGAAGAGAGCUGGCCAAUCUGUCGAUUCGAAGUGAAAGUGUUUUAGUUGUCAGAUUUUUAAGUUGGACAAUUCCUUUGCAGAGUACUGUAAGUACUGUAUUUCUACGGAAAUGAUUGUAUAUAAAAACACAUUUCAUUAGGUCUAAAACUUGAUCUUACAGACUUUUUGGUUACUUGUUUACUUGGCGGAUAAAGGUCAAUGGGGCUGUCUUGCCCAAGCAGUGUGUUUUUGCAGAGUUGUAAACAGUGCAAGCAACCACAAAUCUGUUCAUAUCUCCAGCAUACUUUUUAUUUAGUCUUUACUUGCAUUAAGCAACCUAAUCAUGGCCAGAAAACCUGUCUCCAGUUUUCUUAGCCUUUUGAUACACCCUUCAUUUUAUUAGGUCAGCCAGCUUUCACCUGGAUCAGGUGUCCAGACACAUAUAGAUGUGGUGCUUUCUUGAUUAUUUAUUGUAUGUGAUGUUUUGACUGUGCAAUGCCAGCUUAAAGAUAUCAGAUAUGUUCAGUGCCUUGAAUGUGUUAAUGGUUUAUUACUGAGUAGAGACAUGCCAAGAUGAAUGUUUUUUAUGUAGCUGAAAAAACACUCAGAAAUUUAGUUUAAUCAUGUUCCCCAAGCUAAUGAAGUGACAAUAUGGGUCCAUUUUACGAAAAGUGAGUGUUGGUGUGAAUAUAUUUGGUUGUACACAUAAAGAUGAGCUUAUAUUAUCCCACUAUGUAAUGUAAACUCUUAUGUUAAUAUACUUUUGAGGUGCCUUUGAAUAGCUGCCAAGCAGAAGCACUUUUAUGUAGAGUGUUGUGUUUUGAGAGAUAUAUUUACAAGCGUUCUCAACUAUGGAAAUGACUAAUAGAGCCGUAAACUGUAGUGUGUGAUGGCGGAUGUCCAGUAUGUUUUCUGUUACUCUUUUAAAAGAUUCUUGAGGUCAUUUUAAGGAAGUGGUAGAUAUGAACUCGCCAGUGGUUUUAGUAAAGUACUGUUAUGAUUUAUCCAAUGAAAUUAAUGCAGAAACUGGUUGAAUGUACUCUGUCCUCCAUCAGGUUUGUGUCGUGUUUUUGACACUCUGGGAAUGUAAUGAAUUGUAAGGAGCUUGAACGACGUACUUUUCUUCUUCUUCUUCUUCCUGUAGGUCAUGACAGCAGGCUUUCUUAUGUGACACUGAUUUGGUCUCAUGACCUCCACACUAAAUAGCAAACGGUCUGUUCACUGUUUCAUGCUUAUUCAUUACCAGUCAAACGUUUGGAAACAUCUACUGCUUAUUUUUGAUAACUAUUUUAUUUUAUCAUACUUUAAAUAAUAGUACAUCAAGUAUAUUUACACUACCAUUUAAAAGACAGGGGUCAGAAAGAUUUUUUUAAUAAUAUAAAAAAGUUUCUUAUGCUCUUAUAAUUUACAAUCACUGUUUUCUAUUUUAAUAUAUUUUAAAACAUAAUUCAUUCCUGUGAUGGCAAAGCCGAUUUUAAGCAACCAUUACUCAAGUCGUCAGUGUCACAUGAUCCUUCAGAAAUAAUUCUGAAUGCUGGUUUGAGUUCUCAUUAUCAUCAAUGAUGAACACAGUUAUGCUGGUUCGUGUUUUUGUGAAAAUCAUGCUAAAAACAAUUCAGGAUUAUUUGUUGAAUAGAAAAUUCAAAUGAAACUUAUAGUGUAUAACACUAUAAAUGUCUUUACUGUCACUUUUAAUCAAUUUGAUGUGUCCUUGCUGAAAAAAAAAUUAUUUCUUUAAAAAUAUUACUGACCUCAACUGAAUAGUUGUGUGUUAGAGUGUAGCCUUAUUUAAAACAAACAGCUUUUGCCAAGUAGAUUCGGAAUGCUUUAUGUAUUAAAAUAUAUAUAUAUAUAUAUAUAUAUAUAUAUAUCAAGCUAAAAAACAAUGGCAUUUUCCCACACAGCUUUUCACUACAUGUAUUCAAGGAAAUAUUACAUAAAAAUCCAUAGAAGUAAUUAUAUUUACCUACAUUUAAGUUUACA
Messenger RNA from Carassius carassius (crucian carp), 5853 nucleotides. RefSeq names its product serine/threonine-protein kinase TAO1-like. The record is from RefSeq and is a predicted model, not a curated record. The transcript has 20 exons. NCBI's taxonomy places the organism in Eukaryota, Metazoa, Chordata, Actinopteri, Cypriniformes, Cyprinidae. The coding region runs from base 223 to 3294 and encodes 1023 amino acids. Gene Ontology annotation, molecular function: ATP binding; protein kinase activity. Gene Ontology annotation, biological process: protein phosphorylation; execution phase of apoptosis.